GAUACCCUUCUUACCCAGAGCUUUAGCGUGACCUCUACUGCAGUUGAAAAUACUUGGGAGCGGAGGUUGAAUCCAUUGAUUUUUGACGAUGUAACUCAUCACUAGAAGGAUACGGUGACAAAUUUGAAUGAGAAGCUGCUUCUUUUUUGUGUAUAACCAUCGCAAGAAGGGCUUAUGUGCUCCUCGCCGCUGGAUUUCCGACUCGGGGUGCUCAGUGUUGUCGGGGUUGAGUCCGUUUCAGCUGCACUGCAUCAACAUGGGUGUGAUCGGUGUGCAGCUGGUGGUUACCAUGGUAAUGGCCAGUGUAAUUCAAAAAAUCAUACCUCAUUAUUCCUUCGCAAGAUGGCUACUCUGCAGUGGCAGUCUGCGGUGGUACCAGCACCCUACGGAAGAUGAGUUGAGGAGCUUAGCUGGGAAACAAAAAGGACAGAAGAGGAAAGACAGGAAGUACAAUGGUCACAUAGACAAUAAGCCGCUAACAGUUCCCAAGGACAUAGACUUACAACUGGAGACGAAAUGCAUCACAGAAGUCGACACAUUAGCAUUGCACUACUUCCCAGAGUUCCAGUGGCUGGUGGAUUUCACAGUAGCAGCAACUGUGGUCUAUCUGAUAACAGAACUCUACUACAGUGUGGCUCAACCCUCGGGAGAGAUGAACAUCAGUGUGGUCUGGUGCCUGCUGGUACUCGCAUUUGUCAUUAAGACCCUUUUCUCUCUGACGGCCCACUACUUCAAGUUGGAGGAAGGAGGCGAGCGCUCACUCUGCAUUACUUUUGCUUUCUUCUUUUUUGUCAAAGCCAUGGCUAUUCUCAUCGUCACUGAAAACUACCUAGAGUUUGGUCUGGAGACCGGUUUUUCAAACUUCUCUGACAGUGCUCUACAGUUUCUGGAACACCAGGGCUUAGAGUCGCAGGGUCCCAUAUCUAAACUCACCUUCAAGCUGAUCCUGGCCCUACUCUGCUCCCUGAUUGGGGCAUUUCUAACUUUCCCUGGUCUGCGAUUGGCCCAGAUGCACCUUGAUGCUCUCAAUCUGACCACAGCAAGAUUUACACAGACUCUGCUUCAUAUCAACUUCCUGUCCCCUCUUAUCAUGGUCCUGCUGUGGGUGAAGCCCAUUACCAAGGACUACAUAAUGAACCCCACUCUGGGAAAGGAGAGUGUGCCUUUGAUGACUGAGCAGACGUAUGAUACGUUGCGGUUAUGGGCCAUCAUACUGAUGUGUAUGCUCCGGCUCGCCAUGAUGAGACAUCAUUUGCAGGCCUACCUCAACCUGGCCCAGAAGGGUGUGGACCAGAUGAAGAAGGAGGCGGGGCGGAUAAGUACCGUUGACCUGCAGAAGAUGGUUGCACGUGUUUUUUACUACUUGUGUGUAAUCGCACUACAGUAUGUGGCACCACUGGUGAUGUUGCUGCAUACGACCUUGCUGCUAAAAACCUUAGGUGGACACUCCUGGUGGGUCUAUCCUGAAGAAGACCUGCCUUGCACCCAUGAAAUGAACUCUGAUUCUGCAAUGGAGGCAGUACCAAUAGCAGCCCCAACACCAGCUCCAGUAAUAGAAACAGGAGCACGGGCGUCAGUAGCCCAGCUGUCGAUGGCCCUGGGAGGCCUGCGGACUGUCUUCAGCCCCCUGCUUUUCCGAGGCCUCUUCUCCUUCUUUACUUGGUGGAUUGCAGCUUGUCUCUUCUCCACCUCCCUCUUUGGCCUCUUCUACCAUCAGUAUCUCAUGGCAGCAUAGCAUCACCAACCUGGCAGUGGCACCCAGACUCCCGCAGGGCUGCAGUAUGUUCGGCCUGAUCAAAAAAAAAAAAAGAACUGCGUGGGGGCAACAGAGGCCUAUUGAUGACUCUGCUCCACAACCCCUCCUUCCCUUCCUCCCUCCCUCUCUCAUAAUGACUGACCAUAUCAUCAGAGCUCCUGGUUCAACUUCCAGUGCUUCCUCCACAGAUGAAUCUGUGAACUCUUGUCAUUGUUUUUACUACUACGACCACUACCUUUUUAUUUGGAGAGCAAGAUUUAUAAAUUUUAAUAACAGACUAAAUUGUGAAUUAGAAUAAUAAUAACCAGUGUCAGUGGGUUGGCACAGUAAUGAGAAAUUGGUUCAGUUUGCUGUAUGAAAUUUGAAUGGUACUAUGAGGUAAAAUACUGUAUCUUAGAUGCUGACAACUAACUACAUGUUAAAAUGUGGUGUGGCAGUUCUGCUCCUUCCCACCAGUUUUAAAUGAGCCAAUGGGGAGACUUAAACUAAUGUUCUUUUUAAUACUUGUUCACAGUUUUUCACAUGGAAUGACUUAAACCCAUCAACAUUUUCAGAUUCUUGAUAUAUUGGUUAUAGGUACUUCAGUAAGCCCUAAAUUCAGCCCCUUCACAACUUGACAUGUGGCAGGAGUCAGUUUUUGGACUGUUGCCCUCCAACUGAAAUUCCUUUCAUUAUCAAUGAACUCUAAAUAGUAUUUACAUUGAAUUGCACCAGAAACGUAUACAGAAAAGCAUUUGCAUGAGUCAUGAGUUGGUACACGUGUGCAGGGCCUUGACAUUAGAAGAAGUCACACAACAAUCUGUAUUCCUUUCUGUAUAACACUCCAUUAUAGUGCUAAAUUGAAAAAAUAAAAAUGCAUUGUAGCCUAUAGAAGCUGCAUUUGGGUCACAAAAUAUAGUUCAAUCAAGAGAUAUUUAUGGAGGUUAAUGUGUGACAUUGAAGCCCAAAAUCACCUUUACCUACUCCGAGUAGUUUCUUCCUUGCGUUUUCAAACAUUUUGGAGAACUGAUAACUGCCAUUAUUGUGGCUCCCUGUGUUAGUCUUUUGAUCAGAAAUGGUAAAUUUGUGUGUCAAUAGCCUGUUAAAUGUCCAAAUUUCAUUGCCACGGGACAAAGGUGUCUGAAAGAGUCUUAAAAUGGUGCGGUAAGGACCAGUGCAUCUGUUUGGAGGAGGAGGAGGAGGAGGAGGAGGAGGGAGGGAGGGGUAGCCUGUUGAUUUUGCCAGAAUGGCUGGUUGGGAAGAACUGGUGGCAAUCUCAGCUGUCAGCUGAGCAGGGUUAGAGAGUGGACAGUCUGAGGAGAGUCGUACCUGCACAGGAACAAGAAGAGAUGUUACACUCACGGGGGAAACAUCUCAUUGACUUGAAACUGAUGUAUUUAAAUGUGUCUAACUGAACUUGCCAUGAAGGACAAACCUAGGUUCUUAAAAUAAGAGGCGUUCCAAUAGAUUUAUGAUUUUUAACAUGCAUUGUAACCUCCCUGGUUUAAUCUGAGCCAUUUUAGAAGAGAUGAGAGCAAUUUAAGCCGUUUUUGAGCAGCAUUGAUGAUUUAAAGGGAGGACGGCACUUAGGGUUCAGUAAAGGUAUGUGCUUGUGUCUGUGUGUCUGUCUGCAUGUAUAGGAUCUCUGCUGAAGGUCAGCUGUAAUCUGAAAGGGCAUUGUGAUCAAGAGGAGAUGAUGUCAACUAAUGUUGAUAAGCUAACGCCUUUAUGUUCUCCUUUGUAACUUUUUUUUUAAUUAUUACCCCUCCUUUGCUUUCAAACUCGUUUGAGAACGAUCUUUUCUUUGUUUUUAUUGUUUUUUCUAAUGGAUCAAAUUGUGGAUUUGUAAAACUUGAUUUCAAAAUGGUGCCAAGUGAGUCUGUUCCCCUGUCCUCAAUUGCUGUAGAUUUGGUGUCUGCCAGUGUUUGAAACUACAACUGGACUGCAACACUGGGGGCCUUAUGAUUUCUGUAGAUCCACAUUAAAAAAAAGAGGUCUGGUGCACAAAAGGUCAUAACGGUAUUUACAAGUCUCAUUGCAUACUGUAAUAUUUUGGUGGGUAAAUGUACGCACAAGACGUCAUUGUGUUGAUGAGGCACUGGGCCAAUAUGAUUGUCCAGUCUAUUCAAGAAUGUAGGGUACAUGGUGGUACACAAUCUUGCGGUUGUCUGGCAUUUUGUUUCGUCUUUACAUUUGUUAUAUCAUAGAGCUGUGAUUUAUGAAUUCCAGCUCUAUGAAUUUUGUACAGAAUACAUUUUACAAAGUCGAGCAGCACCAUAUCACAUUUUUCAGCUCCUGAUGUCGAAAGUCUUAGCUUCAGUUUGUGUCUGUUUUAAAUGAUGGGGAAUAUGCACAUAAUGAAUGUAUCAAUCCUGCCUAAUUUCUAGAUUGUUUUCAAGAAAAUGAUUUGUAUGGUGAGUUGAUUUAACACGCCCUCCCCCCACCCCUGCACUUCCCGAGCUCUUUCCUUGUCUACUACCAUCUGUUAAUCUGCCUUUCCCACAACUGUGUGUGGUUAGGUCAAACAAAAUCUAAUUUGUCCUAAUGACUUUUUUUAAUUGAUUUUUUUUUUUUUGUAUUUAUUAUACAUGUUGAGGCCUGUAAACAUUUCUUAUUUUAACAUCAAACACUUUAUUUUGUUUUAUUGGAGUGCAUGGUGACUUAAAUCAGUUGUUUGACAAAUCAGUUGCAAAUUAAGCGUUUUUUUAAUACUCUGGUCUGGACAGUCAUGAAAAAGCUGGGGUACUUUCAGAAUUCAUUGUUUCUUCUGUUUGUUACCACUGAAAGUGUUUAUUAUACAUUGUUGCAUUCACAAACAUUGUUGUUCUUUCAUCUAUUUAUUUCUGCUUUAGAUUUUGUCUUAAAUAAAUUAUGUUCUUUA
This is a messenger RNA of Thunnus maccoyii (southern bluefin tuna), 4616 nucleotides long. RefSeq names its product transmembrane protein 161B (gene tmem161b). NCBI's taxonomy places the organism in Eukaryota, Metazoa, Chordata, Actinopteri, Scombriformes, Scombridae. The record is from RefSeq and is a predicted model, not a curated record. Bases 128 to 1735 code for a protein of 535 amino acids. The transcript is spliced from 12 exons.